AUGCUGGUGUUAAUCCGGAUGACCGCCGAGCAUGGUUUGGCCUAUGCCAUUCGCUAUGAGCGCGACCUCCACUACGAGCUUCAGUCGCUUACACGGCAGUCGGAGAAGUUCAGCUUCAGUGAUCUGUUGCAUCGGCCUUUGCGGCGGAUUACCCACAAGUUGGACAUCAAACACUACCGCGCCCGCAGGGUUGAUGAUUCAGAGAAGCUUCCCAACGUCCCCGAACCUCGGAAACCUCGCGUGGACAAGGGCAAGACGGGGAUUGACAUGUCCGGAUCGGUCCACAUGCAAGAUGGUGCAUUUGGACACUACGGUGCCCGGUCGGUUGAGCGUUAUGCGGCGGCAUUGAAGUCCUUCAAGGCGCGACGCGCCAAGAAACCGACCGGUCUUGACAAAUCGAACCUCCUGGGCUUGUUGGCCGGGCAGAGCCCAGGGAGGGUGCCUCAUUUCAUGUCCCUUUGA
This is a messenger RNA of Symbiodinium pilosum, 462 nucleotides long. Lineage: Eukaryota; Dinophyceae; Suessiales; Symbiodiniaceae. The record is from the annotation of a GenBank genome assembly.